AUGAAGACAUGUUACUACGAGCUAUUGGGCGUAGAAAUUACCGCCUCAGACUCCGACCUGAAAAAAGCGUACCGUAAAAAGGCGCUACAGUAUCAUCCAGACAAGAACCCAGGCAACAUAGAGGAAGCUACAGCUGUUUUUGCAAACAUAAGAGCAGCGUAUGAGGUUUUAGCAGACCCUCAAGAGCGUGCUUGGUAUGAUUCUCAUAAACAACAAAUAUUGAGCGAAGAUAUAGGAAACUUCAACGCUGGAGAUGGAAGCGACGAUGAUUAUGAAGUCGACGUAUCUGUGACAGGAAUAACGACGGAUGAUCUGCUAAAGUUUUUCAAUACAAGUUUAUACUCAAGGGUUGAUGAUUCUCCCGCAGGUUUUUAUCAAAUUGCGGGGAAAGUGUUUGCAAAAUUGGCGACUGAAGAAGUACAGUUUGGGAGGAUGCAAGGAUUACCAAAGUACGACCACUAUCAAGACGUCUUCUUUGAGUCAGAUAUUCUCAACUUAGGGUACUGCAAGGCAUGUAGCAAAUACACCUCGCUGUCAGAGACAUCGACUUUAUUUCCAUUGUUUGGCGACUCUGGCGCAAGAUUCCAAGAUCUCAGGGUAUUCUACCGAGACUGGUCCAGUUUCAAUACUGUGAAAACUUUCAGUUGGAAAGACGAGUAUAUGUAUUCGCGGAACUAUGAUAGACGAACAAAGAGAGAAAUCAAAAAGCGUAAUGAAAAACUGCGACAACAGGCUAAGAGUGAGUACAACAAGACUGUAAAACGGUUUGUGACGUUUAUCAAAAAGUUCGACACAAGAAUGAAAGACGGAGCUGCUAAGUACGAAGAGGAAAAACGUAAAAAAAUGCGUGAGGAUUUACAAAAGCAGAUCGAAAAGGAUAAGCAGGCCAAUCUAAAAAACACAGGCGAUCCGUUCAAACUUCAAAGUUGGCAGACCGUCGAAGAUUAUGAUUGGACCGAAGUUGAGAAGCAGUACGACUCCGGAAAUGAUUCUGACAAUGGUAAGGAAGGCUCCCAAGAUGAAAUAUUGGUUUACGAGUGUUUCAUUUGUAAUAAGACAUUCAAGUCGCUAGCACAGCUAGAGAACCAUCACUCUACCAAGAUACACAAAAAGAAACUGCAGCAAGUACAAAGAGAAAUGCAAAAGGACAACAUGACGCUGGGGCUGGACGCGGUAUCUGAUGUCGAAGAAUUCAACUCUGCAAAUGAAGAGGUGGUUAGUGAUAAAAGACAAAUGGAGUUGGACGAAAUAGAUGCAGAGCUCAAGAGAAUUGAAAAAGAGCUGGAAGGCAUAAGUGAUGAGGAGAAUACAGAGUCGGAAGGUAGCGAUUGGGACUUGCAGGGUGAUGCAGAGACUGGAAGCCUUGAGUCGGGCUCCGCAAAAUUAAACUGUGGGGAUAAACUCAGAUGUGAGUCUGAACCUGAAUCUGAGUCCGAAUUCAAAUCCAAACCUGAAGUGGAGAUAAAUAACUUUAGCUCGCGCACUGGUCAAUUCGCGGUUGACGACGAGAUUGACAACGAUUUUGACGUGGUCGCUAAAGAUUCUGCCGAGGCCGAUGAACUCAGUGUUUUACUGGCUUCGCUCAACGAUCCGCAGGAAGCCUCUGAUGAAAUCGACGAAGAUUGGAACAUGUCCAAGAGCUCAAAGAAAUUAAAGAAAAAGAAAGCCAAAACAACUACUUCUGUUCCAACAUCGGAAACAAACCACACACCAAUAUUUCAGUGUGGGGUUUGCGCUACUAAGCACGCCACUCGAAAUGCGUUGUUCGCCCAUAUUAAGCAGGAAAGCCACGCGGCUCCCGCCCAAAAAUCGAAAACAAAGAAAAAGUCCAAAACGCCCAAAAAAUGA
Molecule: messenger RNA, 1848 nt
Organism: Lachancea nothofagi CBS 11611
Lineage: Eukaryota; Fungi; Ascomycota; Saccharomycetes; Saccharomycetales; Saccharomycetaceae
Source: the annotation of a GenBank genome assembly